AUGCACACGCCGUGUCGUACGCCUGCUGCAGGCGCCGAGUCCUUUUUGGGUACGAAGACCAACAAUCGAUCCUUGUCAAUCCGUAGCAACCGAAAACGCUUCGUGCGACGACGGUCGAUGUUUACUGUAUGUGUACAGCAGGUCAACACAGUUUCAGCCCAAAACAUUCGUACCUCUGCCGCCCGCAAUCUCAUUGCCCUCAUCCGCACUAUCCAGACAAUGGUCGGUGUCAAGAAGCUCUCGGCCCUAGCCGCCGUCUCUGCGAUGGCAGUAUCUGGCGUCGCCGCCUCUCUGCAACCAGCGGAUGCCUCACAUGCACACCAUCGGCUCUCGCACCGCGAUCUUGCAGACAGACAGCUGCACGGCCAACAACCUCCCUCCAUGGUCAAAGUGCAGAAGCGUCUUGUGCACGCGAUCGGCGACGGCCUGGGUGGCAUCAUUGGCGGUCUCGGAAAAGAUCUUGGUGGCCAAAAUCAAGGUGGAGCCCCUCCAUCGUCGGGCGCCUCCAGCGCUGCCCCUCCUGCAUCUACGUCGAGAGCCCCAGCAAGCCAAGCAAGGCCAUCGUCCAACAAUGCUCCUGCAUCGUCAAGACCUGCCGCCUCUAACAGCCCAGCACCUGCACCUGCCAGCAGCCGACCAGCGAACAACGCCCAAGCUAGUAACAAUAGCCGUCCCAGCUCGGCCGCGUCGACGACCAACAACAACAACAACAACAACAGCAACAGCAGUAACACCAACCAGAACUCGAACGCCAAUCAGAACGCCAACAACAGGGGAUCUGCGCAACAGCAGCAGGCGGCCGCCAGUGCCACACCUGCUGCUUCGGCGAACAGCAAUGCUGCCAAUUCGGCCGCGGCCGCCGCAUCGGCGUCGGCGUCAGCUGCUGCCGCGAGUGCUGUAUCUGCCGCUGCUGCAUCUCAGAGCGCCGACGGUGCCGCUGCUAGUGCUGCGGCCGCGACGAUGAAUGGGUCCGCCGCAAACGCGGCUGCCUCUGCCACUGCUACCAAUGCCAGCUCCGCCAAGAGCAGCAACUCUUCGAGUGGCAGCGAUGGCACUACCAAGGUCGUUGUGCCAAUCGUCGUGAUCGCUGCUUCGGUAGCCGUUAUUGCCAUUGCGUGGACGUUGAUCCGACGCAUUCGAAACCGCAAUGCGGAGCGAUACGAUCCGCGCAUGCAGCCCGUCGAAAGCAGCUACCACCACCGCAGCAUGGUCGGUCCCCCUCUUGCGGCUGGCGGUGCUGCUCUUGCCGUCGGUGGAGCUGCUACUGGCUACGCAGGUCGUCGCGAGAGCUACGAUUCGUUCGAAGCCGGACGACCGAUGAGCACGCUGACGGAAGAAGAGGGUGACUUUUCGGGCGUCCAACCGCCCAUGCAGGAGGUCGCACCGUAUGCCGCCGUUGGCUCUGCUCACGGUGGUUCCGCAACUCGUCUCCGAAACUACGGAUCUGCUCGCGGUGGUAAGGGCGACGGAGACUUCCCACCUGCCCACCGCAUCACCGACAGCAUGUACGUCGACGACUAUGUCGGACCCAUCCCUGCCGGUGGAGCUGUCACACCGUUCAGCGACGAACACGGUGCCUACGACGUCAACUACUACGACGGCUCUUCCACCAUGGCAUACAACAACCCUGCGACCAAGGGUAUGGAUGCAGCGGGCACCAACGGUGCCGGUCGACCUUACUCGCCCUACGCGGAUCUGCAGCGUGGCGAAACCGAUGGAGAGCACUUUGAUUAUGAUCGCGCUUCGUCGUCUCGUCGCGACCCAUUUGCUGAUUCCAAGCGUUGGUCCGGCUAA
Pseudozyma hubeiensis SY62 is the source of this 1794-nucleotide messenger RNA. Its product is annotated as expressed protein. The transcript has 4 exons. The record is from RefSeq and is a predicted model, not a curated record. Bases 1 to 1794 code for a protein of 597 amino acids. Lineage: Eukaryota; Fungi; Basidiomycota; Ustilaginomycetes; Ustilaginales; Ustilaginaceae.